UGGGGUGGGGUGGAACCACAGUGUGAAGUCGCGAGUCGAGCGAGGCAUUGAAUGGUGCGGUUGAAUUUUGCUCUGAGAUAGAGUUAUAACGUUUUUUUUUUUUCUGUUAUUAAUCCUGACUUAUCAUUGAGAAAUUUUCGUCGCGAAAAUUGUUUGAUUGCAUUUGUUAAAAGUCAGUAAUUGACGUGUGACAUGCUACCGCGAAAAUAGUGCCAACCCGGCAAAAGAAAUGUCGUGUCCCGUGAAUGGCUUUUCCUUGGAAAACAAUUGGAGAUCGAAAGAAGGCGAACAACGAGGUACCUAGGCCAAGAAGAAGAAUAAGAAGAAAUAAUAGAGCCGGCCUCAACGAGAAAUGGGCAAAAAGGGUGCAAAACGAAAAACACGCUGGAGAACCCUCAGUAUUGGCACUCCACCGGGUGAGGAAGACGAGGAAGAUGGAUUAAAAAAUGGAUAUUUAAAGGGACAAGAAAAUGGUACAAAUUCACGGCCCUUUGAUAGAAAUGGACAAACGAGUUAUAGACCAAGAAAAACGGGAAGCGGGACCACCACAACGAGCGGAUAUACAAGCGCCAGUUCAAAAUCGAGAAGAGAUGAUUCCACUGGUUCGCCGUCACUGCCAAAGAUCAUUUUCAAUGAAGAAGAAUAUACGCGAAUCACAACGCCACGACAGGAUGUUCUAUUUAAAAAAGGUUAUCUUUCACAGAAAAAACCAUGGACAAGCAGAGCUAGCACCAGUGCAACACCAUCGACAACUGAGAGUCAAUCAGCAUCUCAUUCCACCGCAGGUAGAGGUAUAGAUGGGAGUGAGACGACUGAGGAUCAACAGCUGCUGGACAGCGGAGCAGGAGAGUACUCAUCAAUGAUUGAACCUGCGGCACAGUUAGGAUAUGGCACAUUUUACGAUCAUGCCAGUGGUUAUUAUUAUGAAUAUCCAGUGAUGCUGGUGGGACCACCAAUGCCCGAACAAAUGGAGCCAAAUUGUUUAGCAGCAAUGUCUUGUGGUCCGGUACCACUCAGACCUAUCGAGUGGGUUAAUCCCGCUUUUGUUCCGAAAAUUGAUAGCCAACAAUUUUGUUACACUGACUAUCAGUCAGCGCAGAGUGUUGAUUGCGCAGCAAUGGUAGACGCACAAGGAAUGAUGGUGACUACUACUGAGAAUUCGAAUAUGAACGGUAACGAAAGUUACGCUGGAAGUGCAAGUUGCAGCGGAAGUAUCGCCGGUGAAGAUACAUUGGAACAAACUGAGGAAAAUACUGAAGAGCUUCCAGUUAAUGAAGUUCAGGAUGGCUACAAUGGUGGACCGUACAUUGAGCCAACACUUGUCCCACCAAUGCACAUAACACCCGUCGUGCAACCUUUACCACAGCCCUACAUGUAUCCUGGUCAUUAUAUGUUUGGACCAUCGCUCGUUAACGUUAAUGGUGUCACCAUCCAAAGCGGGCCAAUGGUCAGGUACAACGAUGUCAUGGCACCAACUACACCAAUGACAUGCGCCAAAUGGAGAAGAAAGAAAAGGAAGAGAAAGCAGAAGCGACCUCCUGUUCCUGGAAAUACGGAGGACGAAGAGGAAGAGGAAUACAGUUCGGAAUGGGAGAAUGGUUCAACUCGUCAGCCUUGGACGGAGAGUUCAUCAACAAUAACAACAACGGCAACAACAACAACACUAACUACGACAACAAGGCCCCUAAAUCCUGAAUGCCAAGAAUUUCAACUUCGAUCCACUGUCGAUAGUCAAUCGAUAAAAAUUGAAUCAACACCUCACGAGAACAACUCUCACAUGGAAACAAAUUCAAAUCUGCCUUCCUUGGAAAUUUCCACACUUCAGAUGAAUUUCAAUUCUUCCGAAGAAGAAAAAGCAACUGUUUCCAUGACAAACAUGCUCAACGACUGUUCCAUUAAUGGGGACAAUUCAAAAAGACUGAUGACCGAAUCCUCGUCAGGAUUCCCGCAAGAACCUUCCGCAAACGAGACUGAUGAUGGAGGCACAAUUCGAGGUGAUUCAAAUAAUAAAGACGAGUCCAAUUUCCACGAUUCCUCCAAUUCAUCAUCAAAUCACAUAAUAUCAAAUCAGCACAAUCAUUCAUCAUCGAAUCAUCAAAAUUCCAAUUUAGCCAAAAUUCAAAAUUCGUCCAACAGUCAAAAAUCAUCAUCAUCAUCAUCCAAGUUGGCCAACGUUCAAAAAUCGCCAACCAGUAAAAAAUCGUCAAAUGGCAAAAAAUCAAAUAAAUCCGCGACUAUUCAAAAAUCUUCCCCGUCAAAUGUUCAAAAUUCAACAAAUAAUAUUCAAAAUACUGCAAAUAUUCAAAAUUCAUCAAACAUUCAAAAUCCAUUAAAUGAUCAAAAAUUGUCAAAUGAUGAAAAUUCAUUAAACAUUUAUAAUUCAUCAAAUGUUCGUAAAUCAUCCCUCGAUAAUCUCAAUCAUGAUGAACGCGAACAAUUAUCGAGAGAGAUUCUCAAUCUAAAAAUACGAAUAAACGGUAUUAGAACAACAAAAUCAAUUGUUGAAACUAAUUCCCAAGAUGAGAAACCAUGUUCACGACCUGCUAGUCCAGAAAUAAAUCGCACGAUAACUCCAAUAAAUGGAGAGACGCAACGUCUUCCUGAAAGUUACGAGUCCCUAGUCACAAGGCCUGUUGUUCCUCCAAGAAGAAAAUACAGUUCAAAAAAUACAAAAUUCGUACGUGAACCAACGCCUGGACCUGAUCUCACCGACGAAAUAAAUUCCGAAUUGGAAACAAUUGAGAAAAAAAUCGAGGAAAAUGGUUCUUGCGAGCGUCUUGAUAAUUCUCUAAUUGAAACAACAAAAUUAGAUGAAAAAUUCAAUGAACGAAUAAAAAUCAAAGAAGAAGAGGAAGACGAAGAAAAACUCAAACAAGAAGGUAAAGUGAAUCGUCCAAUAACAGAAGCAGUAACCGAAUGGCUUCGUAAAGCAGACUCGACGGAUUUAUUUGUCACAACGGGUCUUGAAUCCGAGACUGAUAGUAAUGAUGAUAAUGAUGACGAUGAAGAAGAGGAUGAUGAAAAUUUAACGAGAAAGCCGCCAAAAAACUUGCAGGGCAACCCCAUACCUGCACUAUCUUCUAAAGGCUGUGUCAAUAAAGAAUUAUUGAUGCAUUUGGCCAAUUGCGGCGAUUUCGCAAGAACUAACAAAAGAAUAAGAGAGCAAAUCAAAUGUAUGACGAAUAAUACGUCAUCACAUUCACGGAGAAAGCAAAAUUCAAAAAAUAAAAAACAAAAAUUUGCUAAUACAACAGCCGAUUACAAUGGUAACAUCAAAUUGUGUGACUCUGUGAAGGAUAAUUCAAUGUUUGUUGGUGAUUGCGAUUUUAGCAAUAAGGAGGAUAGCGUUGUGGGUAUGAGGGUUGCCUUAAACUCUCGGAUAAAUGAGAAAGAAUUGAUGAAGAUUCAAGAGAAUCGUAAUGAGGAUUCAACAAUUGUCAAAACAUUCGAAAAAGGCGAAAUUGUUGUAUCAAUUGAUGGUAAACUUUUGCCGGACACAAAAUUAUUUCACUAUGAAUCGAAAUUAAUUGAGAAUUAUGAGCAGACAGAGCGGUUUGAAAAAGACAAGACGACGAUGAGUAAUCUAAUAAAUAGUGAAAAAAAGUCAAAUGAAGAAAUUGAGAGAGAGACAUCAAUUGGAAGUAUCGAGGAGCCAGAUGUACUUGACUGUUGGGAGGCUGAGAUUGUUGAACCAAUUAUUUUAAAAAAUCAAAAACACGCGAGUAAUUCUAAUGAAAAUGUUGCAAUUGAAGAUAAUGAUAAUGAGCACGUGAAACAUUAUUACAGACUUGUAAGGGGUAGUGUCACUACAAGUGACACAAGUGACGUCAUCAAUGAUGAGAAAACAAACUCAGGAACCGUGCCAAACAGUCCCGCGAGUCUCCAAAGCGAGGAGAUUCCGGCUUUCAUGUCGACAAAAAAAGAAAAAAAAAUGCCAAUUGAUGAGGCUUUUGAAGUUUAUGAAAGUUGCUAUAAUGGACAGAAUCAAUAUAUCACUCUUGAUUCAAGAUUCACGAGACAGUCGAAAAUUGGUCACGAGGACGGUCCCAUCCCUUGUAAAGCGGUCUGUUGCAAUAUACAGUAAACUACUCUCUAUUUGUAAACUCGUAUCGGCAGGGACGAUAUUCUUAUUUAGGAUUAGUUCAGACCAGUGUCAUUUUGAAAAAGAAAAAAAAAAAUUCUCUCAUCGAACUCAUCAACUAACGACAAGAAAGUACAACGUUUUAUCUAUAUAAUAACAAAGCAAUGAAAGUCAAUUAACAAUUUUUCAAAAAUCAACAACAAAUUUCAUAAGACUAAUUAUUAUUUAUUAUUUCAAUCUUAAUUUUCGUUUAAUUUAAAAAAAUCUUGAUUACAAUUUUUAAAAAUUUACUGAUAUUUCCAAAUUUUUGAAUUUUACCUUUCUCGUUUUUUUAGUUUAUCUUAAUGAAAUAAUUAAUUUUGAAAUAACUAAAAAUUAAUGUUUGCUAACACGUAAUAAUUAAAUAUUUUCAGUUUAAAAAAUUUUUACGAUAAAUUUUACUAAUUUGUUUUUUAAUUUACUAUAUUAUUAUAUAUAAUAAUUAAUAUAUAAUAUAAUAUUAGUGAUUCAUAAUAUAAGUAUAAAAUUUUAAUAAGAAUUUUACUCAUUUCUUCAAGUAUUUUAUAUACCUAUAUAUAUUUAUAUAUAUAUAUAUCAUAAUUCAAAAUGACACUGGUCUUCCUUCAUUAUCUCUAUUUCUUCAAAGAUCAAUAUUUUUCAGAAACAAUUCAAAUAACUUUUUAUAAAACAAAAAUUCGAAAUAUUUUAUAAAUAAUUUUAUUUUGAAUUUUGAUACUUAUUUCUCUCAUUUUUUUUUUAAAUAAUUUUUUUGUUCUCUGAAAAAAAUUGAUCUCAUUGAGUGCGGCAAUAACAGAAAUUCCUAAAUUUGAUAAAAAAAAAAUACCACAUUCUGUUGAUUUCAAUAUCGAAAACAAAAAAAAAGCUCGUGGAAAGCUAAUAAUUUUUCUUGAUAAAAAAACAAUAUGGAAUUCAAUUUUUAUUGAAUAUUAUUAUAUAGAAACGAUUUUAAGAUGAGAAUUGAGUCGUGGAAACUUGGAAUCGCAAUGGAAGGAUCUUCGCCUUGCAAUUUUUUGUGUUUUGUAAAUAGCUUUUUAAUCGCAAUUGUAAUAACGUUGUGAAUCUUAAGAAAAGCUCAUGUGUCCUACAAUUAGGUGUAAAUUAGCCUUGCACUUGCAGUUCACUAGACUGUAUUUACGCAGAGCAUUGUUCAUAAUUUUUUUUUUUUUUUAUAUAUAUUGGGAAUGGACUCGUGUUGUCAUUGUUAUCUUGCCUGCAUGUAAGCUUUAUCAUUCAACGAUAACACUUUUUUUGUGUCAUGCAGCAAGUUUUACAAAAAAAAAAAAAAGAAAAGAAAGAAAUUUCGUUUUAUAAUGAAAAAUUUUCGCCUAUCUACUUAAAAAUAUGUAAAAUAGUUUCACGCCAAAUGUUUAAAAAAAUGUUUUUCUCUUUUUAGUUUUUUUUUUUUAUUAAAAUGUUAUUUAAAUGAUUCAAACUAUUCGAUGUUAAUUUGAUAAUUUUUACAAUUAUAUUUCUAAUUUGAUAUAUUAAAAUUAUCAUUUUGAGUUUAUUUGAAUCAUUAAAUUUAAGUUUAAUUAAUUAAUUGGUCGUGAGACAAGAGGCUAAUUACUAUUGAAAAUAAAGAAAUAAAAAAAAUAGUUUUUGAGAAACGAUAAUUUGUUAAAUAGGGGAGAAAAAAAAACAAGUUAACGACGCGUUGUUAUUGUUAUUGUUCUUAUUAUUCUAUAGAUGUUAAUCUUGAACAGGGCAGUCCUAAUGUCUCAAUGUUAGAGAAUAUGUUUUACAAACUCAAUUAAGUACAUAAAAAAAAAAAAAACAAAUUUUUGAAAUAUAAAAAUAUCCAAAUAAACAUCGCGUGUUAGACAUUUUUCCGUCUAGAGAAUUAAGCUUUGACUUUGUGGUCGCACAGAGAUAUAAUAUAGAAUUAAAUUUUGAUUGUUGAAAGGCUACGACAAGUUUUACCAAACAGAAUUGCUAAAUAGCAUAAUUGUGUUAUCAAAAUGAAUCUAAAGUGCUAGUUAAACACGUAGAAUUUUAUCUUCCUAAAUCGUAACUUUCCAUUCAAAAAAGAAGUCUCUUUUUAAAUAUAUUUUAUACCAACAAUUUGAUACUUUUUUUAAAAAAAAAGUAUUAUUAAAAUAAUUGUGAAAUUGAAAAUAUAAAUCAAAUAUAAAAAUAAAAAAAAAAAAUGUUUUAAAACAAUAGAAAAAGCAAUUUAUGAGAGACGGAAAAAAAUCAUUGAAAUUAUUUUUUAAUGUUGAAACUAAUUUUUUAAAGGAUUGUUGAAAUUUAUUUUAAUGAUAUUUUUCCUGCUUUUAUAAACUUUUUCUCUUGUUAAGAAACUGUUUUUUAAUAUAAAAGAAUUAAAAAAAAAAAGAUUAAAGAGGAAAAUUUUUACAAAAAAAAAAACAAAAUUGUUUUAUAUAAUUUGUUACGAAUUCGGGAAGAUGAAAUAUAAAAAUUACGUUAAAACAUUAUGUAACAGAUGUUAUAAAAGAAUUAGAAAUACAUUUAGAUGACGAUGCAUGAUUGAUAAUGGGCUCCCAAAUAAAUAUCAAAGUUGAAUUAGAGAAAUAAUAACAAACUUAUAGUUGGCCGAGAAAAAAAAAAUUGAAAAAGUAAAAUAAAAAAAAAAAAGACGCAAACUAAAUAGAUUGUACGGUAGGUUAUAAUUGAGAUAACAUUGUAAAUAGGGUAAAAGCUUGUUAAAGGUUCAAUAUUGAAGCCUGUGAAGUGAUUAGAAAAAAAGGAGAGAGCGAAUUUUGUUGCAAUAGAGACGAGGAUAAUCGCGUCAUAUAAAUAUAUAUAUUUAAUAGGCAAAGGACACACUCACGUAUAUAUAUAUAUAUGUACUAUAUAAACAUGAGUUUGAUAACAAGGUCUAUUUAUCGCUAAACUAAAGUGCGCGUUGCAUCAAUUGUGUGCCUUAUUCUGUGGCGGCCAUUUUUGUAACAAUUUCAAAAAUCAGAGCUAAUUGAUCCUUACCGAGGUGCGAACCAAUUAUUAAAAAAAAAAAGAAAGAAAAUUGAUUAAAACGGGGGAUAAAAAGAAAAAAAAAAACGAAAAGUGAGUGGUCUUAUAAUUGGACCAGCUAAAUGAAAUAAUUGUUAAUGAUAAAAAGACAGAAUUAAUUACACGAGAAAUGGUAAUUAUAUAUUGAUUGGGCGUGCAUAAAAAAAAAAUGUGAAAAGUCACCGAUUCCUUUUCAUGUAACUAACAGAUUCAUUGCGUACGUAUGUACAUAAUACAUACCCUAAUUAAAAAAAAACUCACACAUGGCUACAUCAGUACGUAUGCAUUAAAUAAAACAUAUGAUACAUUUGUCACAUACAUAUAUAAUUGCGACGAACACAAAAGUCAUGUUACUGUACACUUAAAAAUUUUAGUUGUAUCGAAAUAAAGUGUAAGAUUUAACUUA
Leptopilina boulardi is the source of this 7478-nucleotide messenger RNA. RefSeq lists its product as uncharacterized. The transcript has 6 exons. NCBI's taxonomy places the organism in Eukaryota, Metazoa, Arthropoda, Insecta, Hymenoptera, Figitidae. The record is from RefSeq and is a predicted model, not a curated record. The coding region runs from base 353 to 4084 and encodes 1243 amino acids.